This is a messenger RNA of Yamadazyma tenuis ATCC 10573, 1208 nucleotides long. RefSeq lists its product as uncharacterized. The record is from RefSeq and is a predicted model, not a curated record. NCBI's taxonomy places the organism in Eukaryota, Fungi, Ascomycota, Pichiomycetes, Serinales, Debaryomycetaceae.
CACCAAUAUUCUCGGCAAGCAUGUCUCUAUUUGAAACCAUCCUAAACGGCAACACCAAGGCCAUGGUGCCAGAAUCGACCUAUGACAAGUAUUUAAAGCCUACCUUUGAUAAGCUCUAUAAGCCGGAAUACACGACCACUGAGUUUGAUCCCAUAAAGCAUUUGAGAUUUUAUUCAGAAGGUCCCAUCGAACAGCACAAAUACAACAACACCAGAAGACUAACGAUGGAAGAGUUGGGGUUGACCAACCCCAAACAAAUUAGUCAUAUUGGAGUGAGUGACCCCUUUCCAUUGUUCACGGAUGAAGCCAUUGAUAUUAUGAAACAAGAAGUUUUGUCCAAAGAUACAUUUAUGAAGUACGGAAGAUACAGCCACUCAUCGGGUAAGGGAACCGACUGUACUAUUAGAGGCUACGCCAAAGUCAACAAUGAAACAGUGACUCCCUUCACCUAUGCUGCUUGGACACAUCCCAGAACAGUGGAGUUGGUUAGUACAAUGGCAGGUAUUGAAUUGGAGGUGGUGAUGGACUAUGAAAUCGCCCAUGUUAAUGUUUCCAUGAAAGAGGAAGACCAGGUUGAAGAGGAUUUGAAGAACUACGAUCAGACCACCAGAGAUAUCACAAAGGAUUGUGUGGUAGGUUGGCAUUGUGAUUCGUAUCCUUUUGUGUGCGUGUUGAUGUUGAGUGAUACCACCAAUAUGAUUGGAGGUGAAACUUCUUUGAGAAUGGGUAAAGGAACCGGUCAAGAUAGUAUUGCGGUUGUUCCUGGCCCUACUAAAGGAUAUGCAGCAGUUUUGCAAGGGAGAUUGAUAGAGCAUAUCGCCCCUAAUCCAAUUGGAACCUCUGAAAGAAUCACCAUGGUGACUAGCUAUAGGGCCAAGGAUAAGAAGAAGCCUGAUGGAUCGGUUUUGUCGACUGUCAAGCCAGAAGUCAACUUUGGUUCCAGAUAUAACGAUUUCUACCCCGAAUGGGUGCAAUACAGAUCUGAUUUAAUUAUCGAUAAUUUGCAACAAUUGACCAGAGAUAUGAAGAAAGAUGGGAUUUUCCAAAAGGAGCAGGUAAUUGCAGAAUUGAAGAUCUUGGAGGAAUACUUGGUCAAGACAUACCAGGAAAUGGAGGUGAGUGAUGAAGAAUGGCUGAGAAUCAAUGAGAGUUAUAAAAAGAUAGAGUAAAUACAAAAUGGUUUAGUAAUGAAUAUAAGGAUGCACAUU